AUGAAUUGCUAUUUGUUAACAGUACUCCUGAUCGUUGUACUGGAUGUCGUUUUGGCACGAUUACCAGCUGGACAGAAUAUCAUUAUAAUACAAAUUGAUGGAUAUGGUGCUGGAUUACUGAAUAACUCAAAACAUGAAUCAACAAUAGGUAUUCGUGAAAUUAUUGAGCAUGGUGGUCAAGCUGAAAGGCUAAAAUCUGUAUUUCCAACUCAAAACUGGCCAACAUGGGUCAGUGCUGCGACCGGAUUAUAUACUGAAAAUCAUGGAAUCAUAGCUGAUUACAUCUGGGAUUCUAAAACAGGCGAAAGCUUUCAGCAGGGUGUUGCUUCGAAUGAAUCUCAUUACACUUGGUGGAGUCAGAAGCCAGCUCCAUUCUGGUACACGGCUGCCAAACAGAAUGUAGAUAUUCAUUGUUAUUGGUACGCUCAUUGUCAUUUGCCUCAUCAAGACUUGGUUGUACAAGUACCCCCAAAACGGAUUAUUGAUGUCAACAACCCAUCUCAAUCCGAUCGAUUAUCGGAAAUUUUCCCCGAAAUAAUCAAUAGGAUCAAGAAGUAUGAAGUGUAUAGACAGCAGAUGUUUCUUAUACAUUUCUCUGGUCUAGCUCAUGCUCAAAAGACUCACGGAGCCAAUUCAGAUGAAACUGAUCAAGCUCUUACUCGUAUUGAUCUCUACUUACAUGAACUGCAGAAACUUAUUGGAGAUCAAAAUCUUUGGGAAACGACAAACUUGAUUGUCUAUUCAGACCACGGAUUAGUGCCGAUGUUAGAAGAAGAACAGUUUUAUGUCGAAGAAUGUCUGUCUGAUUAUUCGAAAAUAAAAAAAGUGGUCAAUUCGCAUUCAAUGAUGAUGAUUUAUACAGACCCAGAAGAUGAGGGACCGAUUCAUUUCGAACUCCGUGUGUGUGAUCAAUGGGCUCCUACUGGUGAUUAUGACGACUCUGACGUUCCAAUGGUUAAAGUUUUCAAGAUGUCUGAACUACCCGAAGAACUUCAUUGGAAAGAUUCACCUUUCAUGAGUGGUGUUGUACUUAUAACUAAGCCUGGAACAAGUGUUAUCACGCGGGAACUAUCCUCUAUCCCAUCCCCAACUGAAAAUCAACGGGAAUUGAAGAUGGAAAGUGGCUGGGAACCAGAAAUCAACGAACUACACGGAAUUUUUGUAGCUCGAGGACCAGCGUUCAAAGAGAAUGUCAAAGGAGGAGAAUUGGCGUUAGUCGAUCUUUACCAAUGUUUUUUGAACAUUCUGGGAGUCGAGCCAGAUCACGAUCACAAUGGCACAUGGGAUGGCAUUGGAGAACUAAUGACCAAAGGAUGGGAAGAGAGACCGACAUCUAGACAGAAUUCUGGCGUUGUUUACUGCAAUUAUAUUCCCCUUCUUCUUUCAGUUCUAUUACUCUUACGAUUUUAA
This is a messenger RNA of Auanema sp. JU1783, 1410 nucleotides long. NCBI's taxonomy places the organism in Eukaryota, Metazoa, Nematoda, Chromadorea, Rhabditida, Rhabditidae. The record is from the annotation of a GenBank genome assembly.